Leopardus geoffroyi (Geoffroy's cat) is the source of this 3578-nucleotide messenger RNA. Its product is annotated as calcium-binding mitochondrial carrier protein SCaMC-1. Gene Ontology annotation, biological process: transmembrane transport. Gene Ontology annotation, cellular component: mitochondrial inner membrane. The transcript is spliced from 10 exons. Bases 247 to 1680 code for a protein of 477 amino acids. The record is from RefSeq and is a predicted model, not a curated record. Gene Ontology annotation, molecular function: calcium ion binding; ATP transmembrane transporter activity. Lineage: Eukaryota; Metazoa; Chordata; Mammalia; Carnivora; Felidae.
GCCCGCCCCUCCACGCCUCUAAGGGAGGUCGGCGCCGGGCGAGCUCCUCCCCGAGCAGCAGCUAGAGCGGCCACUCCCUGCGCGCCAAGCCGGGCUGGGUUGGGGUCUCUGCUCCUGCGCCCUACACCCGGCGGGCUCCUCGCAGCCAGGCGGCGGCCGGGGCGCUGAUCCUCGUCGCACCCGCCACCCCCCGAGUCGUCGCCCCGGUGACUCCCCUGGGCUGCGCCGCCCCGCGCCUCCGGGACCAUGCUGCGUUGGCUGCGGGGCUUCGUGCUGCCCGCGGCGGCCUGCCAGGACGCGGCGCCGCCGACGCGCUUCGAGACCCUCUUCCAGAAGCUGGAUCGCAACGGGGACGGCGUGGUGGACAUCGGCGAGCUGCAGGAGGGGCUCAAGGGCCUGGGCGUCGCCCUGGGCCAGGAUGGCGAGGAGAAAAUCUUAACUACUGGUGAUACCAACAAAGAUGGGAAGCUGGAUUUUGAAGAAUUUAUGCAGUACCUUAAAGACCAUGAGAAAAAAAUGAAGUUGGCAUUUAAGAGUUUGGACAAAAAUAAUGAUGGAGUAAUUGAGGCUUCUGAAAUUGUCCAGUCUCUUCAGACAUUAGGUCUAACUAUUUCUGAACAACAAGCAGAGUUGAUUCUUCAAAGUAUUGAUACUGAUGGGACAAUGACAAUAGACUGGAAUGAAUGGAGGGACUAUUUCUUAUUUAAUCCUGUUACAGACAUUGAGGAAAUUAUCCGUUUCUGGAAACAUUCUACUGGUAUUGACAUAGGAGACAGUUUAACUAUUCCGGAUGAGUUCACUGAAGAAGAAAAGAAGUCUGGACAGUGGUGGAGGCAGCUUUUGGCAGGAGGUAUUGCUGGUGCCGUCUCUCGAACAAGCACUGCCCCUUUGGAUCGUCUGAAAGUCAUGAUGCAGGUCCACGGUUCAAAAUCAGGCAAAAUGAACAUAUAUGACGGCUUUCGACAGAUGGUGAAGGAAGGAGGUAUCCGCUCCCUUUGGAGAGGAAAUGGUACAAAUGUCCUUAAAAUUGCUCCUGAGACAGCUGUUAAGUUCUGGUCAUAUGAGCAGUACAAGAAGUUGCUUACUGUGGAAGGACAAAAAAUAGGAAUCUUUGACAGAUUUAUUUCUGGUUCCUUGGCUGGGGCAACUGCACAGACUAUUAUUUAUCCUAUGGAGGUUAUAAAAACCAGGCUGGCUGUAGGCAAAACUGGACAAUAUUAUGGAAUAUUUGAUUGUGCUAAGAAGAUUUUGAAACAUGAAGGCGUGGGAGCUUUUUACAAAGGUUAUAUUCCCAAUUUAUUAGGCAUCGUACCUUAUGCAGGUAUAGAUCUUGCUGUGUAUGAGCUCUUGAAGUCCUACUGGCUGGAUAAUUAUGCCAAAGACUCUGUAAACCCUGGAGUCAUCGUGUUGCUGGGAUGUGGCAUCGUAUCUAGUACUUGCGGUCAGUUGGCCAGCUACCCCUUGGCUUUGGUGAAAACACGCAUGCAGGCCCAAGCCAUGAUAGAAGGAACCAAACAAAUGAACAUGGUUGGCCUCUUUCGACGAAUAAUUUCCAAAGAAGGAAUACCAGGACUUUACAGAGGCAUCACCCCAAACUUCAUGAAGGUGCUCCCUGCUGUGGGCAUCAGUUAUGUGGUUUAUGAAAAUAUGAAGCAAACUUUAAGAGUAACCCAGAAAUGACAUGUUGAAAUUUUUGCUUUAGGGUGAUUAUUGAAAUUUUCAUCAGUCCUCUGGAGUGACUUUUACCACCUAGAAUUACAGGUCUAUGGCAAAAGAAACCAUAUAUUUGUCACAAAAAGGAAGAGCAUAUCAAUGAUUACUUCAAAUAUUUGGGCUCAAUUUUAUAUAUACAGAAAUGUUAAAAAUUAUAGUUUUGAUAAGCUCACACAAUUUUGAAAAGGCCACAAAAUUAUAUUUUAUCUUUUCAUAUUAGUGCCUUUCGACAAAGCUAUGCCCUGAGUCCUAAAUCUGAAAAGUGUAUUGCUUUAAUUAAAUGUGUUUUGUGUGGUAAUUAUAAAUUACUAAUCUUUAUUUUGGUUGGUUCAAGUUUAUGCCAGUUCCUUAAUACUUAAAUGUCUUUUUCUAAAAAACAAAAUGAUCAGAAAACCUUGAAAUUUAAGUUGUUUAAUGUAUUUUGAAUGUCUUUGUAGACUUCUUAAAAUUUCCUUGUAGAACCAUUAAUAGAAAAUCAUUGCAUGAAAACAUACCUUACAGCAGCCAAGUAAGUAUAGGGCUUAUAUCACUGUGUUUCUUUAAGCUGAAUGAGAAUGGACUGAAGUGGCAGAAUUCAGGGCAUGCAAAUAACUCUAGUCCAUUUACAUUUUUUGUAUAAGGAGAAGUGAUGAAACAGUAUUUACUUCAAUGUGCCCCUUUCCAUUUUCCUUGCACUGUUAUUUGGUUCCUGGAGUGACACACUGAUUGCCAGUAUAUUGCUGUUAAAUUAUCAAUGCAAGGCAACUUAUUUGAAAGAUUCUUUUUAUUCUGUCAUUGCUUUGAAAAGCACCAGGAAGCAAAACCUUUUACCUAUAUCAGCAUCUGCGGAACAGCUGUCUUAUCUUUGUCCUCCUUUGUUUCCUACUUGAAUCAGAUUCUCUUUUAAUCAGGAAGGCUUCUAGGGAGCAUUCUUGGUAAUCGAACAUUUCUUAAUUAUGUCAAGUAGGUUGAUCAUGGGUGAAUGACAUCUUCAUUUCCCCCUCAGUGUUGAAUUUGUUUGAACCUACAAUUCUCAACUUGGGCAGUGCAACCCUGGGAGAAUAGUGCAUUUUAAUAGUAGUGUAUAUUAAUAUUAUAUGUUAGGUACCUAUGUUUAAAUGAAGGGCUCAAUUUAUAAACAUAUACAUUCAUAUUCUCCCUUGUGCCAAGUUUUAGGAACACAUUAUGAUGUAGAAAAUUUGUAAGAUUGAUGGCAUAUUUUUAUUUUACUAAAGGCAUUUUUGUAGGCAAUCAUCUUUUUUUCUUUGUGUGAUUAAGACUUAGACAAAUAUUUAUUAGUUGAAGUUAUUCUGUAACUUUUUAAUGUAGUUUGAUUUCUAGAGAUUUUGGUUAUCAAUCGCCAACAUUUUUUUGUGAAAAUCUAGUGACAUAAUAUGCAUUUAUUUGAACCUACCUCUUAUAUUUUUUGAACAAAAGAGAAAUGUUGGAGCUGUGUUUGUGAAACAUAUUCUAAAAUAUAGCUUUUAAUACAUUAGUUAUGCCUGAUAAAUGUCUUGGUAUUUUUAUAAUACCCAUGAUAAGCAUGGAACUCUAUCUUCAGGGUUGUUUGUACUUUGGAGUAAUUCAUAAAUGACAAUAUUAAGGUACAUGAUUAGCUUUUUCUUUUUUUACUCAUAAGAAUUAUGGGAUGAAUAACUAAAAUUUUAAGCUACUGAAAAAUAGUCAUUGUUCAUUAUGAAUUUAAAUAGUUUGCUAUUUAACAUUGUAAGGUAUGAAUGUGGUUUAUCUGUGCAUCAUGUAUCUUUUGAAAAAAUGAUCUUGUGUCUUUUGAAAAGAGCCCAGAGUUGAAGAUGUUUAUUUCUGGUAUUAUUGCAUAUGUACUUUGCAUUUCUAUUAAAAAAUAUAUAUGUUUGUUUUAAAAAUGA